Molecule: messenger RNA, 1753 nt
Organism: Oppia nitens
Lineage: Eukaryota; Metazoa; Arthropoda; Arachnida; Sarcoptiformes; Oppiidae
Product: solute carrier organic anion transporter family member 74D-like
Exons: 8
Coding region: 7-1728 (573 amino acids)
Biological process (GO): transmembrane transport; sodium-independent organic anion transport
Cellular component (GO): membrane
Molecular function (GO): protein binding
Source: RefSeq, a predicted model, not a curated record
AAAACUAUGUCAACGUAUAAAAGUUUUGCCGACAACAUCAACACAACCGCCACUGCCACCGAUACGGCCGCCGCCGAUGACUACUAUACGUGCGGACUGUUUGGUUGGCGGCCCCGGUGUCUGCAACGGCUGGCCACUACCCGUAUGUUUCUACUAGUAUUUGCACUGUUGGGUGUCAUCCAGGGUGCCAACUAUACCUAUAUGAUUGCAUCCAUAACCACUCUGGAAAAACGUUUUCAAUUUGGUAGUAAAAUAUCGGGCCUCAUAUUGAUGACCGAUAAUGUUAUGCAACUCAUAGCCAAUCCAUUGUUCGGCUAUCUGGCCAAUCGUGUUCACCGACCACGUAUGAUAGCCCUGUGCCAAUUGAUUGUUGUGUUUGGCUGCUAUCUGGCAGCUCUACCCUAUUUCCUCUAUGAAUAUACACCAUUGAAUAGCUAUCUAAUUGGUGGUAAUUUUAAUACUACCAGUGCUAGUGGUAGUGGUAGUGGUGGUCAUCACCAGCAACUAGAGUAUUGUGAUAGUGUCAUCAAUAAUGGUAAUAAUACCAGUGCUAUGGGUGUUAUGUUAAACAUCAACGAUUGUGGUGGUGAUGGUGUAGGUGCUGAUGAUAUUAGUAAUGACAGUGCUUUCUAUGUGAGUGCAGCCGUACUACCGGCGGUUAUCAUAUUUUGUUUGGCCAGUUGUUGCAAUGGUAUCGGUUUUACAGCUUUCUAUAUAAUAGGCAUACCGUUUAUCGAUGAUAAUGUCAAUAAAAAAAACUCGCCCAUCUAUAUCAGUACGACAGCAGCACUCAGAUUAGGCGGUCCGACGUUAGGCUACUUUUUAUCCUCAUUUUGCCUAAGAUUUUAUGAAAACCCAUUUCGUGACCCCGGUAUCGAUAUGCGCGACCCACGUUGGGUGGGCGCCUGGUGGCUAGGGUUUGUCAUACUGGGCACCGGUGUCCUAUUGUGUCUGAUACCGAUGCUAUUGUUUCCCCGUAAUUUCAAAUCAUCGCCACUAAUGAAACGGGAGUCAUAUAUAACAUUAGAUAAUCAUACUAACGAUGAAUCUGACGUUUGGCCAACAAUGCAGCGGCUGAUGUCAAAUCCGAUACUAAUAUGCUAUACAUGCGGUACAACCGUCAACAUGUUUGCACUGUUUGGUUACAUAACGUUUCUUGGAAAAUAUAUUGAAUCCGAGUAUAAACGGUCGGCAUCGGUGGCCAACCUGUUUUCAGGUAUGAUCGGUGUAGCACCGGCAGCAUUGGGCAUAUUUUUUGGUGGUAUACUAAUCAGACAGUUUAAACCGGGACCAAAACUGCUGACCACACUGAUAGCUAGUGUCGAAAUUUUUGGUCUAAUCGGUCUAAUAUCGGCAAUGUUUUUAGGCUGUCCCAGUGGUCGACUAUACGGUACACUAUUUGAUGGCCAAUUUGAUUUACAAACUCAAUGCAAUAGUCAGUGCAGGUGUACUACUAAAGUGUAUCAACCGAUUUGCGGACCCGACGGUCGGACCAAUUAUUUUUCACCCUGCUACGCCGGAUGCUCGGCACCGGGAUCUGGACAACGUGAGGAUCUGUCUAACUGUGCCUGUUUUGGUUCAUCCCUGAACAGGGCUACGCUGGGCUCGUGUCGGGCCAAUCGCUACUGUGACGAUACAUUCAUAUCGUUUGCCACUAUGUUAAGUGUCGGCAAUUUUAUUGGCAAUCUGGCCAAAACUGGCAACUCUAUCAUAGCAUUUAGUCGAUGAACGAGACAAAAGUUUUGCACUGGGA